Messenger RNA from Pectinophora gossypiella (pink bollworm), 3754 nucleotides. Its product is annotated as angiotensin-converting enzyme-like. The transcript is spliced from 14 exons. Gene Ontology annotation, molecular function: peptidyl-dipeptidase activity; metallopeptidase activity. Gene Ontology annotation, biological process: proteolysis. Bases 363 to 2492 code for a protein of 709 amino acids. The record is from RefSeq and is a predicted model, not a curated record. Gene Ontology annotation, cellular component: plasma membrane. NCBI's taxonomy places the organism in Eukaryota, Metazoa, Arthropoda, Insecta, Lepidoptera, Gelechiidae.
GCGAUCGCCGCCAAGUGAGGUAACCUUGCGCGCGAUUUUCGUCGUAGUCUCCAUCGAGUUUCCCGCUUUUUCGAUUGUCAAAAUAUUUGAAAACUUUUUCUGGAAUAGUGUGAUUUUGUGUAACAAUGACGAGGUUUUGUGCUAACGUUUCGUGAUGUAAAACACAUUGUGUUUGGGUUUUUGUGUUGGUAGUAAUAGUAACAAGUGGAUUUACAAGUUCACCGGCAGUUUUAUUUUCACCUGUGACGCUGACUGGAGCAUAGAGUUUUGGCCAAAGGAGUCUUUACUAUGUUCAAGGAUAACUCUACGUACCUUGUGGAAUAGAAGCUGAUCACGAACAGAGCUAAUUGUUCGCGUCAAAAAUGCGGGCAACACUCACACUCCUGGUCAUCUACUUCCACGUGCUGCUUUCCAGUGGAAGUGACAAUGAUCAGCGGUGGUUCGUCUCCUUAGUGGAUUUAGUGGAGUUGGACUAUGAAGACCACUGCGAACAAAGAGCUUCAGCUUACUGGGACGAGCUGAUGGGCAGCAGUAAGGGAUUGUCUAUGAAGUUGGAAAGAGACAAAGCAUUCGGAAUCUUCGGUCGGUCGCAGACGACAGACAUCAGGAGUGCUCUGUCCAGCUACACAUACACCCAGGAGGACGAGAUACUCAGGAGAAAGGUCAAACUGCUUCUACAACCUGGUGAUACAUUGUUGAAAACUGAGCAAUGGAUCAGGCUCGUUACUUUCGGAGAUACAGCUAUGAACAAAAUAAGGUUCGCCACCAAUUACGACUGCGGCACUACCACAAAUUGUACGUUGAGAGAACUACACAAUAGCCUCGCAAGACAACACGAUGAAGAAACGGUUCGUCGGAUGAAAGAGUCCUGGGAGAAGAACCUCCCCGACCUGAAUGACUACUUGGAUAAUAUCUUGCCGCUGCUGAGGAAUUCUUCAAACGAAACCAAUUUCAACUCCGUGGAGGAAUAUUGGGAUUUUCUUGGAGAAUAUGAGGGUGCAACCCUUAAAGCUCGUGAACUGUGGGAUCACAUUAAACCCCUUUACGUAAAGUUGCACAAGUACGUCACACUGAAAUUGAAAGGACCUGAUGAAGUCGGAAAACCUUUACCUGUACACUUGCUAAAAUCCUUAACUGGAGACGAUUGGUCAAAUCUAAUAGAAAAUUUAUUGCCUAAACACCCUGAUAUUUACCAGAAAGUUUUGGCAAAUCUACAACUGAAGGAGCUUGGUGGAUUAAAAGCUUUCAAAGAAGCGUCUAAACUGAUACAAGAGCUCAGUUUUGGCGAACUAGAACCUCAAAUAUGGGAGGAGUCAGUGUUCAACGGCUCGUGUCCCACAAUAUUGGUAGAUUGGUGCAAGCCCAACAAAGUUCGAGCUGUAUCGUGCAAAGACGUUAGCAUAGGAAAUUACAUAGACGCUCACGAAGCCGCCAUGAAGAUUAAAUAUAAACAAACCACGGCUCUGCAUAGUAAUAAUACUUACCUCUUACGAGAAGCAGCACGUUACUCAGCGGUCUACGAAGCUAUUCCUGGGUUUACGUCUUUAUUGGCAUUAAACCCUCACGCGUUGGAUAGAGCAGGGCUCUAUCAAUUAGACAGAUUCAAUUUUAACCCAAACCAUCAUCGGCUUGUGUUACAGCUGAUUGUGGCGUUAAGGGAUUUACCAAAAUUGAACUACUUUUUAGCCGCAGAUGAAUGGCGACUAAAAGUUUUAAUGGGGACGAUCCCACAAUCAAAAAUAGCUACCAGUUGGAGCGAGUUUCGUAAAAACUUUUCUCUCAUUGAAACAUCUAACGUGGACAUUUUAGGAGACUCUUAUGUUCUUCUUAACAAGCCUUAUAUUGGAAAAUUCUUGGGCGUCAUUUUGAAGUACCAAAUCUAUCAAUCAUUUGCUGAAGAACUAGCAUCAGACGAGUCAGAUUUAGUGAAACAUGUUGCUGAUAGUAACAGUCGAAUAACUGAUGCAAUGAUGCAAGGUUUCGGAGUCAUUUGGCCGGAAAUGGUUAGCGAUUUGUUAGCGAAAAGAGAAAAUGGACUUGAGUAUACCGGACUUACGGAUUACUACAGACUUCUAGAUGAAUAUUUAGAUAACCAACUAGAACCAUCAGAAAAUAAUGAAAUUGAUGACUACAUAGAACCAGUUAUUCCUGAACCAGAAGAAAAUGAAAUACCAGCGGCUCAGGAGAAACCAGAAGAAAGUUUCAACCAACCUCAAACGCAUGAAAAUAUUUUAGAUAACAUAAUUGAAACUGGUGAGGAGUCACAUUCCAAGUUUGAAACUUCAACAGUGGCCGUUAUGGAAAUAAAGAACGCGCCUGGGGACCAAAAGGAAGACGAAAGUAGAAAAGAGGCGUCGUACAGUACUUACUGGUGGAUAGGAAUAGCUGUCGCUGUGGCAGUUAUUGUGAUACUAAUAGCAAUAAUAGCAAGAAAACGUCACAGCCACAGAAAACAACUGGAGAAACAGAGAAGAGACCAUUCACGUGCCUGAUUUGAGGAGUAUCGGUUCUAGAAGUGGAACCGAUACUUUCAAAGUCAAGACUUUAGUGAAAUUGUGCCAAUAUGGGUGUAUCGAACGUACUACAGUGUUCAAAGUGUAAUCGUUGAGUGUAUUGUGUUUUAAGUUUCUGUAACCUGCUUGUUCGUUACUUUAGGAACUUUAGCUUUCUUUAGCUGUGUUUACAUUUUAGGCUAGAUCAUUAUUUAUUCUAUUUACUCUGAGGUGCUGCAUCGUACUGAAUUCUAUCACAAAAAUGCAUUUAUUUCUGUCUCUUUAUACGAUCUUCUGAAUGUGUAUACAAUUUAGCCAUUUCUUUGCUAAUAUAAAAUAAUAAGACCUAGAUAGUAAAGAUGAAAUAAAUAUUUUUGUACAUAUCACAAUUUGCAAGAUAGUUUUAAAAGAUUGUUACCAAGAGUGUCUAUAAAUAAAAUGUAAAAUAGUUAGAUGUAAUUUCGCUGUGCCUUAAGCGUCUCAAUUUCUAAUAAGUAAGAUGCAUAAAAUAAUAUUAAGAACGAUCAUAUUUGUAAAAAUGAAUUGUAAUUUUGUAAAAACUCUAUUUAUUCAACUGUAUCGAAAUUCAGACCAAAAUCUACGUCUUUUUAGUUAUGUAUUUUUCUUCUUAAACUUUUAUUCUUUUACUUUGUAUUCUGCUGUUCUUCUUGGAAGGUCACAUAGUUUUGCUGUUUUAAACAUUUAAGUAUCUGUAUGAGUAUCGAAUUCGAAUAGUUGGUAUAAUAAUUCUUUAAUAUUGAAAUGAAACAGAUUACUGAUUUGUUUAAAUGAAAAUUGGCUACGUAUGAAAGUAACAGUGGUCGUAAAUUAAUAAUUAUUUAACAGAAAAAGAAGUUGAAACAGUAUAUUGUACCAAUCUAGUACCCAAUUCUAGAAGCAAAACAUAUUUUUGUUAAGCAAAAGCGAUCAAUGUAAAAACAGGGCAAUAAUAAUAAAAGAUGUUCAAAAAUAUGAAGGUAUUCGUUUUAACACCCUGUCGCAGUAACAAGAGGGCUUUGUUUCAAUUUGCCAAGUACUGCGACAUGGUUCUAAAAUACUAUUAUAAGACGCGCCCGUACCUACCUCAACUAUUAUCCAUAAAGCAGCGUCCACAAGAACGGCAGAAUCAUCAUUUCGGAAUACUUAAUCGUAUAUUAUAAUUUGAUAUCAUUUUAAUUAGAAAACAAGCUUUACUCUCAGUAAAGCAUUAGGUAAUAUUGUGUCAGAAUCGAAAACGGAAUAAUAAAUGUUUUGAACAUAAA